AUGGCGGUGGUGGCGGUGGUGGCGGCGGUAACGGUGGUGGCAUCGGUGGUGGUGGCAGCGGUGGUAGCGGCGGCGGCGGUGGCAGCGGUGGUGGCGGUAACAGCGGCGGUGGUGGUGGCGGCGGCGGUGGCGGCGGCGGUGGUGGCGGCGGUGGUGGCGGCGGUGGUGGCGGCGGCGGUGGUGGCGGCGGUGGUGGCGGCGGCGGCGGCGGUGGUGGCUAUGGCGGCAAUGAGCGGUGGUGGUGGUGGUGGUGGCGGCGGCGGUGGCUAUGGCGGCAAUGGUGGUAGCGGCGGUGGCAGCGGCGGCGGCGGUGGUGGCUAUGGCGGCAAUGGUAGAGCGGCGGUGGCGGUGGUGGCGGCGGCGGUGGUGGCGGCGGCGGUGGUGGCGGCGGUGGUAGUGGCGGCGGUGGCGGUGGUGGCUAUGGUGGCAAUGGUAGAAGCGGCGGUGGUAGCGGCGGCGGUGGUGGUGGCGGUGGUAGUGGCGGUGGUGGUGGCGGUGGUGGCGGUGGCGGUGGCGGUGGUGGUGGCGGUGGUAACGGUGGCAGCGGCGGUGGCGGCGGCGGCGGUGGUGGUGGUGGCUAUGGCGGUGGUGGUGGCGGUGGUGGCGGCGGCGGUGGCGGUGGUGGUCAGUGGAGCGUCCAGAGAAUUAAAAACAUCUAAAUACCACAGACACCAGAGAUUCUGA
Messenger RNA from Oncorhynchus masou masou (cherry salmon), 684 nucleotides. RefSeq names its product antifreeze protein Maxi-like. The transcript is spliced from 3 exons. NCBI's taxonomy places the organism in Eukaryota, Metazoa, Chordata, Actinopteri, Salmoniformes, Salmonidae. The record is from RefSeq and is a predicted model, not a curated record. Bases 1 to 684 code for a protein of 227 amino acids.